UUCCCUAACCUGAUUUAAAGUCUCAGGAUAAACGCUGAGGUUGAAGGAAAGUAACAACGUUUUUUUUGUAGGAUUCAACAUCCGAAUCUUUAAGUUAUGUGAUGCAAUAUGUUACUUCUUAUAUAGACGAUCUGGAUAUUGAGUACACAAUGUUUUUUGUUUCUUUUUGGUAAAUGAUAUAUACUGAUCUAACACAAAUGCUUUAUACAGUUAUGCAUGUUUUAGUUUGUUAAUGAUUAUAUCUCUGUCAUCCUUGUAUCUUGUCAUAAUUUUAUCUCCGUCAUCCCCUUUUUUUGCUGUUUGUAACUUUAAUAUACACACAAUAUAUAUGACAAUAUUCAGGACAGGAUAUAUAUCUUUAUAUGUGUUGCGUUUAAAUAAUACAAAAAAGUCUUGCUAAGGACCAAGAAUGACCUCGUAUAUCUUUUAUAACUCAAAUGCACAUCCGCCAUAUUGUAUUGUCAGUUUAAUGAGGUGAGUGAAGUGUAAGAACAGCCCAUGAAACAGGUUUGUCAUGAAUUCUGUAUGUGGAAAACGCAGUUGGCCGCCAGGGGGCGGUAAUGCCAGUGUCAUUACGACACUGCGCAAAUAAGUGGACAUUCAGCUCCAGAAGCAAAAGUGAAAGCAAGAUCUUUAUCGACAAAUAACAUCUGAAGCUCGUACAGCAAAUCUCGUGAUUUUCGCUUAUUUAGGAAUAUUCCCAUUUUAAUAUUUGUUUUUUUUUGUCACUAAAGAAUAUGGCGACAGCAGGCCAGAAUGGUAAUGAUCAGACAAUGGCUGAAACCACAUUUGCACAUGAUGUGGGCAUAGAGAGGAAACUUCAGGAAGUAAUACCAGGUCUGCAGAAGGUGCAGAAGGUGGAGGAGAGUGAUUUCAUUCUGGUUUUCUGUCCUGUUGUUUCACGAGCUGGAACUGACAUUGAAGAAGCAGUGAAGAAUCUUAAUACCCUACCAGGUAACAAACCUGCAGUUCUGGUGGUGAUUCAUCACACGUUUGAUCCGGAGUGUGUUGUACCAGACAGCAGCAGAGCUGUAAAGAGAGACGAUACGAUCACAGUCGACUGUCUGUUCCAUGAAGAUCAGGAAUUACUGCAAUGUUCUCAAAAUGAUAAAGCACUGUCCCAAGUUAUAAACUGGUGUUAUCCUGAGGCCAUUUCGGAAAGAACACCAAGUAAAAGUCCAAAUCAGGACCAUACAGUUAACCAGAUGUCGAAUCAUGCUCUUCUAAAAUACUUCCCCCUGGUGGUUGAAAACACAUUAGGACAUGAUGGCAUUUUGAACGAGCCACCAAGAAAACAUCCAACUCAAGACCAUACAGCUAAAAAGAUGUUGGAGCAACCUGUUCUCAAACACUCCACUCUAAUAACUGGAAACAGAUUUGGACAUGCAGUGGGCAUAGAGAGGAAACUUCAGGAAGUAAUACCAGGUCUGCAGAAGGUGCAGAAGGUGGAUGAGAGUGAUUUCAUUCUGGUUUUCUGCCCUAUUGUUUCACGAGCUGGAACUGACAUUGAAGCAGCAGUGAAGAAUCUUAAUACCCUAGCAGGUGACAAACCUGCAGUUCUGGUGGUGCUUCAUCACACGUUUGAUCCGGAGUGUGUUGUACCAGACAGCAGCAGAGCUGUAAAGAGAGACGAUACGAUCACAGUCGACUGUCUGUUCCAUGAAGAUCAGGGAUUCCUGCAAUGCAGAAGGAAUAAUGAGGGCUUUAACUCCGUUUCAGAGUGGAUUGCUCAGAUAUUUCCAAAGACAAAGAAAGAAAUUAUGUCUAAUGUUGAUAAAAAAACUGAAAAGAAUAAACAAUGGGACAGAUCCAAUCAAGACCAUACAGCUAAAAAGAUGUGGAAGCAACCUGUUCUCAAACACUCCACUCUAAUAACUGGAAACAGAUUUGGACAUGCAGUGGGCAUAGAGAGGAAACUUCAGGAAGUAAUACCAGGUCUGCAGAAGGUGCAGAAGGUGGAUGAGAGUGAUUUCAUUCUGGUUUUCUGCCCUAUUGUUUCACGAGCUGGAACUGACAUUGAAGCAGCAGUGAAGAAUCUUAAUACUCUAGCAGGUAACAAACCUGCACUUCUGGUGGUGCUUCAUCACACGUUUGAUCCGGAGUGUGUUGUACCAGACAGCAGCAGAGCUGUAAAGAGAGACGAUACGAUCACAGUCGACUGUCUGUUCCAUGAAGAUCAGGGAUUACUGCAAUGCAGAAGGAAUAAUGAGGGCUUUAACUCCGUUUCAGAGUGGAUUGCUCAGGUAUUUCCAAAGACAAAGAAAGAAAUUAUGUCUAAUGUUGAUAAAAAAACUGAAAAGAAUGAAAACACUGACAGAUCCACUCAAGACCAUACAGCUAACCAGAAGGUGAACGAUCCUGUUCUCAAACACUUCACUCUAAUAACUGGAAAGACAUUAGGACGUGCAGUGGGCAUAGAGAGGAAACUUCAGGAAGUAAUACCAGGUCUGCAGAAGGUGCAGAAGGUGGAGGAGAGUGAUUUCAUUCUGGUUUUCUGCACUAUUGUUUCUGAAGCUGGAACUGACAUUGAAGCAGCAGUGAAGAAUCUUAAUACCCUAGCAGGUAACAAACCUGCAGUUCUGGUGGUGCUUCAUCACACGCUUGAUCCAGAGUAUGUUGUACCAGACUUCAGCAGAGCUGUAAAGAGAGACGAUACGAUCACAGUCGACUGUCCGUUCCAUGAAGAUCAGGGAUUCCUGCAAUGUUCUCAAAACGAAAAAGCACUGUCCCAAGUUAUAAACUGGUGUUAUACUGAGGCCAUUUCGGAAAGAACACCAAGUAAAAGUCCAAGUCAGGGAUUACUGCAAUGUUCUGAAAACGAUAAAGCACUGUCCCAAGUUGUAAACUGGUGUUAUACUGAGGACAUUUUGAACACGGAACCAAGAAAACAUCCAAAUCAAGACCAUACAGCUAACCAGAAGGUGAACGAUCCUGUUCUCAAACACUUCACUCUAAUAACUAGAAAGACAUUAGGACAUGAUGCGGGCAUAGAGAGGAAACUUCAGGAAGUAAUACCAGGUCUGCAGAAGGUGCAGAAGGUGGAGGAGAGUGAUUUCAUUCUGGUUUUCUGCCCUAUUGUUUCACGAGCUGGAAUUGACAUAGAAGCAGCAGUGAAUAUGCUUAAUAACCUAGCAGGUGACAAACCUGCAGUUCUGGUGGUGCUUCAUCACACGUUUGAUCCGGAGUGUGUUGUACCAGACUUCAGCAGAGCUGUAAAGAGAGACGAUACGAUCACAGUCGACUGUCUGUUCCAUGAAGAUCAGGGAUUACUGCAAUGCAGAAAGAAUAAUGAGGGCUUUAACUCCGUUUCAGAGUGGAUUGCUCAGGUUGAUAAAAAAACUGAAAAGAAUGAAAACAUUGACAGAUCCAUUGAAACCACAUUUGGACAUGAUGUGGGCAUAGAGAGGAAACUUCAGGAAGUAAUACCAGGUCUGCAGAAGGUGCAGAAGGUGGAGGAGAGUGAUUUCAUUCUGGUUUUCUGUCCUGUUGUUUCACGAGCUGGAACUGACAUUGAAGAAGCAGUGAAGAAUCUUAAUACCCUACGAGGUAACAAACCUGCAGUUCUGGUGGUGAUUCAUCGCACGUUUGAUCCGGAGUGUGUUGUACCAGACUUCAGCGGAGCUGUAAAGAGAGACGAUACGAUCACAGUCGACUGUCUGUUCCAUGAAGAUCAGGGAUUACUGCAAUGUUCUCAAAAUGAUAAAGCACUGUCCCAAGUUAUAAACUGGUGUUAUCCUGAGGCCAUUUCGGAAAGAACACCAAGUAAAAGUCCAAAUCAGGACCAUACAGUUAACCAGAUGUCGAAUCAUGCUCUUCUAAAAUACUUCCCCCUGGUGGUUGAAAACACAUUAGGACAUGAUGGCAUUUUGAACGAGCCACCAAGAAAACAUCCAACUCAAGACCAUACAGCUAAAAAGAUGUUGGAGCAACCUGUUCUCAAACACUCCACUCUAAUAACUGGAAACAGAUUUGGACAUGCAGUGGGCAUAGAGAGGAAACUUCAGGAAGUAAUACCAGGUCUGCAGAAGGUGCAGAAGGUGGAUGAGAGUGAUUUCAUUCUGGUUUUCUGCCCUAUUGUUUCACGAGCUGGAACUGACAUUGAAGCAGCAGUGAAGAAUCUUAAUACCCUAGCAGGUGACAAACCUGCAGUUCUGGUGGUGCUUCAUCACACGUUUGAUCCGGAGUGUGUUGUACCAGACAGCAGCAGAGCUGUAAAGAGAGACGAUACGAUCACAGUCGACUGUCUGUUCCAUGAAGAUCAGGGAUUCCUGCAAUGCAGAAGGAAUAAUGAGGGCUUUAACUCCGUUUCAGAGUGGAUUGCUCAGAUAUUUCCAAAGACAAAGAAAGAAAUUAUGUCUAAUGUUGAUAAAAAACCUGAAAAGAAUGAAAACACUGACAGAUCCAGAAGAAUGUUCCCCAAUUGGAUGGAUCGGUUCAACCAACCUGACAACCAUACAGCUAAAAAGAUGUUGGAGCAACCUGUUCUCAAACACUCCACUCUAAUAACUGGAAACAGAUUUGGACAUGCAGUGGGCAUAGAGAGGAAACUUCAGGAAGUAAUACCAGGUCUGCAGAAGGUGCAGAAGGUGGAUGAGAGUGAUUUCAUUCUGGUUUUCUGCCCUAUUGUUUCACGAGCUGGAACUGACAUUGAAGCAGCAGUGAAGAAUCUUAAUACCCUAGCAGGUGACAAACCUGCAGUUCUGGUGGUGCUUCAUCACACGUUUGAUCCGGAGUGUGUUGUACCAGACAGCAGCAGAGCUGUAAAGAAAGAGACUAUGAUCACAGUCGACUGUCUGUUCCAUGAAGAUCAGGGAUUCCUGCAAUGCAGAAGGAAUAAUGAGGGCUUUAACUCCGUUUCAGAGUGGAUUGCUCAGGUAUUUCCAAAGACAAAGAAAGAAAUUAUGUCUAAUGUUGAUAAAAAAACUGAAAAGAAUAAACAAUGGGACAGAUCCAAUCAAGACCAUACAGCUAAAAAGAUGUGGAAGCAACCUGUUCUCAAACACUCCACUCUAAUAACUGGAAACAGAUUUGGACAUGCAGUGGGCAUAGAGAGGAAACUUCAGGAAGUAAUACCAGGUCUGCAGAAGGUGCAGAAGGUGGAUGAGAGUGAUUUCAUUCUGGUUUUCUGCCCUAUUGUUUCACGAGCUGGAACUGACAUUGAAGCAGCAGUGAAGAAUCUUAAUACUCUAGCAGGUAACAAACCUGCACUUCUGGUGGUGCUUCAUCACACGUUUGAUCCGGAGUGUGUUGUACCAGACAGCAGCAGAGCUGUAAAGAGAGACGAUACGAUCACAGUCGACUGUCUGUUCCAUGAAGAUCAGGGAUUACUGCAAUGCAGAAGGAAUAAUGAGGGCUUUAACUCCGUUUCAGAGUGGAUUGCUCAGGUAUUUCCAAAGACAAAGAAAGAAAUUAUGUCUAAUGUUGAUAAAAAAACUGAAAAGAAUGAAAACACUGACAGAUCCAAUCAAGACCAUACAGCUAAAAAGAUGUUGAAGCAACCUGUUCUCAAACACUCCACUCUAAUAACUGGAAAGACAUUAGGACAUGAAGUGGGCAUAGAGAGGAAACUUCAGGAAGUAAUACCAGAUCUGCAGAAGGUGCAGAAGGUGGAGGAGAGUGAUUUCAUUCUGGUUUUCUGCCCUAUUGUUUCACGAGCUGGAAUUGAAGCAGCAGUGAAGAUGCUUAAUACCCUAGCAGGUAACAAACCUGCACUUCUGGUGGUGCUUCAUCACACGUUUGAUCCGGAGUAUGUUGUACCAGACUUCUGCGGAGCUGUAAAGAGAGACGAUACGAUCACAGUCGACUGUCUGUUCCAUGAAGAUCAGGGAUUACUGCAAUGUUCUCAAAACGAUAAAGCACUGUCCCAAAUUAUAAACUGGUGUUAUCCCGAGGCCAUUUUGGAAAGAACACCAAGUAAAAGUCCAAAUCGGGACCAUACAGUUAACCAGAUGUUGAAUCAUGCUCUUCUAAAAUACUUCCCCCUGGUGGUUGAAAACACAUUAGGACAUGAUGGCAUUUUGAACAAGCCACCAAGAAAACAUCCAAUCUGCAACUUAUUUCCGUUAGAUCAAGACCAUACAACUAAAAAGAUGUUGAAGCAACCUGUUCUCAAACACUUCACUCUAAUAACUGGAAAGACAUUUGGACAUGAAGUGGGCAUAGAGAGGAAACUUCAGGAAGUAAUACCAGGUCUGCGGGACGUGCAGAAGGUGAAGGAGAGUGAUUUCAUUCUGGUUUUCUGCACUAUUGUUUCUCGAGCUGGAAUUGACAUUGAAGCAGCAGUGAAGAAUCUUAAUACCCUAGCAGGUAACAAACCUGCAGUUCUGGUGGUGCUUCAUCACACGUUUGAUCCGGAGUGUGUUGUACCAGACAGCAGCAGAGCUGUAAAGAGAGAGAAUACGAUCACAGUCGACUGUCUGUUCCAUGAAGAUCAGGGAUUCCUGCAAUGCAGAAGGAAUAAUGAGGGCUUUAACUCCGUUUCAGAGUGGAUUGCUCAGGUAUUUCCAAAGACAAAGAAAGAAAUUAUGUCUAAUGUAAGUAAGUUGGAAACCUUUUAAAACACUCUGGAACAUCAAAGUUGAUGUUAUUUUUUUUUAGUAAGGUGUGGGCACAAAUGUGUACUUUCAGG
Molecule: messenger RNA, 6628 nt
Organism: Ictalurus punctatus (channel catfish)
Lineage: Eukaryota; Metazoa; Chordata; Actinopteri; Siluriformes; Ictaluridae
Exons: 48
Coding region: 738-6557 (1939 amino acids)
Molecular function (GO): protein binding
Source: RefSeq, a predicted model, not a curated record